Haliotis rufescens (red abalone) is the source of this 1984-nucleotide messenger RNA. Its product is annotated as NADP-dependent oxidoreductase domain-containing protein 1-like. Lineage: Eukaryota; Metazoa; Mollusca; Gastropoda; Lepetellida; Haliotidae. The transcript is spliced from 5 exons. Gene Ontology annotation, molecular function: pyrroline-5-carboxylate reductase activity. Bases 15 to 1136 code for a protein of 373 amino acids. The record is from RefSeq and is a predicted model, not a curated record. Gene Ontology annotation, biological process: L-proline biosynthetic process.
UAUUUAUACUGCGCAUGCGUGGCGUACAUAGAUACAAUAUGGCGUUGUUAACACGCCUGAAUGCGAAAAACGAUGAUACGAAUACCGAUAUCACGCGUAAUUUACAUACGCUGCAAUUUGAAAGUGCCCUAAGUGAAGAGGAACGAAAACUCCUUGUUUUGAGAGCAAGGUCGCAUGCCAUUGCCGUUUCGUUAUGUGCACAAGCCACAUACUUUGUUGAUAUUUUGAACGAAGGAAGACAAAUGAAGACUCAUUUGAAAAGCCCCCAUAAAAGAACGACAAGAAUUCUUCAAGAUUUCAACAGCAAGGAUGCUCUUCUAGUUGGAAUCAUAGGAUGUGGUCAUGUAGGGAGUCAGAUUGCCCACUGUCUCCUGACAUACGGCAGAAUGAACCCAUCAGAUCUACACAUAUCAACCAGGAGACCUGAAACCUUAGAAUACCUGACAAGUCGUGGUACGGAGUGUUACAAUAAUAAUGUGAAGCUGGUGUCAUCGGUGCGCCUUGUGUUUGUGUGCGUGCUGCCUUCGCAGCUCGCAGGUGUUGCAGAGGAGGUGAAGGAGUACCUGACGUCCACCAGCAUCAUCUACUGCACUGCCAGCAGCGUCGCACCACGCAAACUCAAACAGCUGUUUGGUGUUGACAAUAUUGUUAAACCAGAGUGCGACAUUAAACCUGAAAACUGGGAGAAACCCUGGGACUACUCUGUAAACAUUAACACUGCACUUGGGAGAAAAGAAACUGUAGAGACUACAAGUCCUUUUGCUUUCAACAAAUCAGAUAGUAUUGUAUCAACUCCUGUCCGUGUUGGAGGCGUGAUGGUGUACGCCUUCCUCAACAUGUGCUCCAGCCUUGGGAUGGGGAGACAGGAUUCCCUGGAUUCUCUGCACCUAGCGAUGUUUGGGGAGACGGACAAGGAGCCUAUUGAUGACAGACUCAGGGUGGAACACUUUGCCAAAAAGUCAGAGGAAGACACUGACAAGGUCUUCCCAAGGUUUGACCUCGUCAAGAUCUCAGAGACUACAACUGUAGCCUUGAAGAAGAUUGUUGAAAGUGAGGAGCUGAAGCAUGCCUUUGCCAGCCGCUACUGGGAGGUGUUUGAGCAGUACGUACAUCUUAAAGCUUACGGGCAAGUGUGAGCUGUUGGUGGUUGCUGUGAAACGGAAUCACACAGUGAUUCAUCAAUAGUGUUGAUGUGUCGAACAGUUGAACCAGAUUUGGUUGAAAAGAGAAGUUUAUCUGUGAUACUUUUUGCUGACACUGAGAAAUGUUUGCAUCAACAGUUUAUAUUUGUUUGUUUUCAUCACUGCCACGUUUAAUCCUAAGUGGUGAUUCUCUGAUCAGGUAUGAGUUAAGAUACUGUUUGGAAAAUUAGCAGUUGCAGCAAGUUUCAUUGAAAACAAUCAAAUUCUCUUGUGUUUAUCAAUCUAACAGUAAUGAACACCCUAAGUACAUAGAGACAUUGUUUCACUUUCAAUCAAGUGAUUGAUAUCAUGAGCAUCAAUCCACUCGAUCCCAACAGCUUGGGUCGAUGCUCAUGAUAUCAAUCACUUGAUUGUCUUGUAUAGACUCGAUUAUUUACAGACCGCUGCCACAUAGCUGGAAUAUUGCUGAGUGUGGUGUUAAACAACAACCAAACAAAAACAAAAUUCAAUUAAGACUACACUGUGUAGAUCUAUGCUGUUCAUGGGCAACGGGUGUGGAGCUGCAUGACCUAUUCUGCCCAGGGCUUGCAAAAAAUGUGUUGAGUCAAAAUGUGUUAUGUAGAAGGUCAGCAAAGUCUGAUUUUACUUGAUGGCUGUGUUUCAAGAUCUGUGAUAUAUGAAUCUCUUGAUCAUUAUUGUGUCACACACAUGCAAAGUGUCAGAGAAAAUGAAAUUGUAAUUUAAUAGAUGGACUACGUCUGAUGAGUGAGUAUAUACAUAUUCAGUAUUUUGUUUCCAUGUUGUCCUCAAUGAAUAAAAUCUUUGUUGAAAUUCAAAGGAGA